AUGGCGUUCUCCUGGAGCACCGCCGCCUUGGCCAUCCGAUCCGCCCAGCUCCUAUUUGCCUUCAUCCUCUUAGGUCUCACGGCCUACGUGGUCCGUUGGUAUAAUGAGGACACGAUGACCGCGUCUCCGUCCCAGUUCAACUGGCCGCUAGCCGCGUCAGUCAUCUCGAUCGUGUCCGCGCUCUACCUCGAGCUGGCCCCUCGAUUCGCCCCCAAAGCAACCCAACCGCUCGCCUCGUUCGGCCUCGAGGCCGUAAACGCGCUCUUCCACUUCUCCGCCUUCGUCGCGCUCGCCGUCUUCAUGAGCCGGCUGCUCUUCUGCCGCGGCAGCGUCUGCUCGUCGGCCCAGGCCAGCGUCGCCUUCGGCGCCGUCGAGUUCCUCCUCUGGACCGCCUCCGCCGCCAUCGCCGCCCGGGAGGCGUUCCGCGGCGGCCUGUCCUUCCGCCGCAGGCCCGGUUCCGCGCCCGAGAUGGCCCAGGCGUCGCCCUAG
Messenger RNA from Durotheca rogersii, 489 nucleotides. Its product is annotated as membrane-associating domain-containing protein. The transcript is spliced from 3 exons. Bases 1 to 489 code for a protein of 162 amino acids. The record is from RefSeq and is a predicted model, not a curated record. NCBI's taxonomy places the organism in Eukaryota, Fungi, Ascomycota, Sordariomycetes, Xylariales, Xylariaceae. Gene Ontology annotation, cellular component: membrane.